Messenger RNA from Ipomoea nil (Japanese morning glory), 1356 nucleotides. RefSeq lists its product as uncharacterized. Bases 1 to 1356 code for a protein of 451 amino acids. The record is from RefSeq and is a predicted model, not a curated record. Lineage: Eukaryota; Viridiplantae; Streptophyta; Magnoliopsida; Solanales; Convolvulaceae. The transcript is spliced from 3 exons.
AUGGACGAGCUCCAGAAGAAGAUCGAUGAGAGGGACGGGUCUCCGGAGCCCCAGGAUGUGCUGGCCUCCCCAUUUGCGAACACCAUCAUGGAGGAGCCCUUACCUCGAGAUUUUCGUUUUCCCACCAUCAAGGUGUACUCGGGGGCCACGGACCCGUGGGCACACCUCACCAGGUACAGGGCCGCCAUGAUGAUCAUCGGGGCUACUGACGCCAUCCUAUGUAGGGGGUUCUUCGCCACCCUGGACGGGCAGGCGCAUGAUUGGUUCGGAUCCCUCCCGGUGGGGUCCAUCUCCACCUUUGCGGACCUCACCCGGCAGUUCCUAUCCCAUUUUGCCACCAGCAUACAGCGGAAGAAGCAAAUUGCCGACCUGUGUGAUUUGAAGCAGGGGAGCUCGGAGUCACUAGCCGAGUACCUCAGCAAAUGGAAGAAAGAGGUCAUGGGGGUCGCCGACUUUGAUGGGAAGUCGGCCAUGGUGAUUUUCCGAAACAACUUGAGGUCAGGCGCUUUUCACCAGGACCUCAUCAGGUACCCCCCUAGGACCUAUACCGACCUGAUGGACAAGGCAGCAAGGUACGCUGACGCCGAGGCUGCCGAGAAGAGGAAGAAGGAACAGGAGGAAGGAAGAGGUCAAAAAGACAAGGCGCCCCAGGAGGAGCGCAAGGCGCCGCGGCCACACCGACGUGAGUACGCCGAGGGGCCCAGGCUGAACCCCACACACUAUCUCACCCCGCUGACACAACCUGUGGGUACCAUCUUGGCGCACGCGGAGGACCAGGGAAUCGUGAGACAGAUCGAGGAGCUCAUCCAAAUGGGUUACCUCGGCCAAUUCAUUAAGAGGCCCGACCAGGCACAAGGCCAGGCGCAGGGCCAGAAGCAAGGCAAGGUAUGGAGGAAGAGGGGUGGCCAGGCGCCAUCCACCUCGGCUCCCCGUAAGAGGGACCACCACGACAACAGCUCCGAGGAGGAGGAGAAUACGAUAGAGGACUCCCAGCCCCCGAGGAAACGUGCCAUCUACGUCAUCUUCGGGGGGGCCGAGGGAGGGGACUCGCCAGCCAAACGGAAGGGGUGGGCGAGAAGCUUGUACGUGGGGGAGGUCACACGAACACCCCACGAGAAUAAACCAGAGAGGGAGCCCAUCAUGUUCACCGACGCCGACCUACCUGACGGGCCCCUCCCCCACCGGGACGCCUUGGUUGUCAAGCUGGGCAUCAACAACGUGGUGGUGCACCGGGUGCUCGUGGACACGGGUAGCUCGGUCAACGUCAUGUACCACGACACAUUCACCCAGCUGAGACUCUCAAGAGGGCAGCUGGAGCAGGAGGAGGACCAUUCCCCUCCCCCAAUAAUGUCUUAG